Molecule: messenger RNA, 3915 nt
Organism: Cadophora gregata
Lineage: Eukaryota; Fungi; Ascomycota; Leotiomycetes; Helotiales; Ploettnerulaceae
Exons: 6
Coding region: 177-2795 (872 amino acids)
Molecular function (GO): protein binding
Source: RefSeq, a predicted model, not a curated record
GAUUUUAGUCGGAUUUAGACUUACCCAAGAGAACAAGUCUAAAUCCGACUUAAACCUUAAGGUAACAAUUAACUGCAUGUUGAUACUGAGUAGUGUUGAUUUGAGUUUUCCCCCCAAUAUUGAGCCCCAAAGCUUCUUUCAACCGUACCGUAUUUGCCCGUAACUCACUACUCGCCAUGGCGGAGCUUGCCUUGCUGUCCAGUGUCGCGGGGCUGUUCUCACUUGGCAUCACAGUAUCCCGAGGAAUUCUACUGUACUACGACGCAUAUCGCAGCUCUCACAAAGACAUCGAUACCAUGUGCGAGUCGAUCGAGUCGCUGGGAAAGACUCUCGUUGCGAUUCUGACCAUGACGAAGGGCCGGGAUCUCAGUGGCACUGUGCUCGAGACCGUCACCAGCAGCAUUCGAUCUUGCCAAGCAGGCAUCGAGGAUUUGAAAAAGAAGCUGGACAAGGUCAAAAUGCUUGCACCUGAUGGCACUUGGAAGACUCUGGCGGCAAAUGCUAAAAAGAAGGCUACUUAUCCUUUUAGGGAAAGUACUUUGGUGAAGCUCCGAGAGAUUUGUAGCGAGUUGAAGGAUAAUCUUGCGCUGGCAAUCGAUGCGCUUCAGAUAGAUAUGGCGACUAUCGCAUUGCAGCGACUUGAAAGUGUGGAUUUGGCGACUAUAGCAAUCCAGAAGGAUUUGGAACGGCUAGAGGGCGAAAUAUCUGCUACGAACUUUGGUGUAUAUUCGCUUGUCACAUCUCAAGAAAGAGAGCUUCUGGCGAAGAUUUAUGCUUGGCUGACGCCUCUCUCGACCGUUUUCAACAACAAACAGAGAGAUACUCUUGCUACUAAGACACGACAAGAUGCAGGUGCUAGAGCUUUACUCGAGACAGAAGAAUUUAAGAUUUGGAAGAAAGCGCCCGGCACAAUACUGUGGUGCAUUGGAAUGCCUGGGACAGGUAAAACUGUUAAUAUGGCUUUCAUAAUUGAAGCGUUGCUUCAAAAGCGGAAAGCCGAUGCGUUCGGCGUCGCUUUCAUAUAUUUUAGCUACAAAGACGGAGAAAUUCAGACACCAGUCAACCUAAUGGCUAGUCUCCUGCAACAACUGGUGUCACAGAAGUCAGAGUACCUCCAAGAUCUCAAGAGUUUAUACAACAAGCACGUUCGAGAGAACACGCGGCCUGACGUGGGGGAAAUCUCGGAUCUACUUCUACCCAUCAUAUGGAGCUUCCCCAAGGUCUUCAUUAUCAUUGAUGCUCUUGAUGAGUGCUCCGAUGCGGACGAUGUGCGAUUCAUUCUUUUAACCGAGCUGAAGAAAUACAAGAGUCGAGUGUGCCUGCUGAUCGCCUCGCGACCACUUCCAAAGCUUGAAGAGGGACUCGAGGAUGCCGUUCGUGUCUAUGCGAAGGCCAGUGAAUCUGACAUCAAAAAUUAUCUCGAACAGCGACUUGCAAGUGUUAAAACUAUGCAGAAGCAUUUUAUUGACGAGCCUUCACUCAAGAGCACGAUUGUCUCAACAAUCAUCCUGAAAAUCAGAGGCAUGUUUCUCAUGGCUCGUCUAUAUUUGGAUACGUUGACGACCAAGAUAACCCGCCGCAAGAUCAAGUCCGCUCUGGAUAAUCUUCCGGAAGGUCUAGAUUCCAUCUACGACGAGCUAAUGGAGAGAAUUAGACUCCAGAAUCCUCGUGAUCAUGCUGAUUUAGCAAUCAGAGUUCUCGGCUGGAUCUUCUUUGCCGUACGUCCCCUCACCGUGCAAGAAGUUCAGCACGCUUUAGCUAUCGAGGAGGGAGAUCGGGACCUCGACUGCGACGGAAUACCAGAUACCGAACUCCUCGUCUCCGUCUGCGUCGGAAUGGUUGUCAUCAACCGCGAGAGCGAUACCGUCACAUUAGUCCACUACACUGCACAGGAAUAUUUUCAGCGGGGGAAGAAACACGUGUUGGAGCACGCAAACAUGGAUAUAGCUCGAACUUGCCUGACCUAUCUCCAAUUCGACAACAUCAAUCUCGACACAGACCAUUCGCCCAAUAACAUAGCACGUAUGCUCGGCGAGCAUACCCUCUUGGGCUAUGCAGCUCAGCAUUGGGGUGACCACGCGCGACAAGCCGACGAUGAUCAAAUUACUCAGUGUAUUGUCAGACUUCUCGGAAGUCAGACCAGGGUUCGUCUUCUCGUGCACGCGAAAGACUACGCCGACAACCAUUCAAAGGGCACCUACUUCAAGCCUAGGCAUAACGUAGAUGGCUUGUCUCUGGCAUCUUCUUUCGGCCUGGCCUCUGCAGUGUCAGCAUUGCUCCAGUCAGGAUCAGACAUCGACUCAGCCGAUUCGAAUGGACAGCGGGCUCUCUACCGCGCAGUGGGAGGCGGACAUAUGAAAACUAUACAAAUUCUCCUCGACAAAGGUGCCGAGAUCAAUGCAAAGGAUAGAAUUGGCUGGACAGCUCUCCAUCUAGCUUGUUCCAAUGGUCAGACCGAGCUUGUGCGCUUGCUGCUCCAAAAAGAUGCCGACAUAAACAUCGUCGACGGAUAUAAAGCGACGCCUCUCUACCGCGCAGCUGAGUCUGGCUCCGAGGCCGUUGCAGAUCUAUUGUUGAGUAAACAGGCAGAUUUGUCUAUCAAAAGCAGUUAUCUACAGACCGCGCUGCAUCGGGCUGCAGAUCGCGGUCAUGCUGGAAUUGUGCAGCUGCUUCUGAGAUAUGAAGCUGAUGUCGCUGCGAAAGAUCAUUAUGGUUAUACGGCUUUCUAUCGAGCAGCUGACCAAGGAAAUGAGGAAGUGGUGCGGAUUUUGAGAGCGCAUAUGGAUCGCAUUUGAAACCAAAUUGCUCAACGAAGAAGCAAGAACGUGGAGAUUUAAUUGGAGGCCCUCGACACCACGAGCGAAUCAGAAGACUCGAAGAGCACCAUGCAGGUUUCAGUCCAAUUGAACACUACAUCCAGUCCCGAACUCGCCAAGACGAAGGCUGUACUGUUCUCCAGACCAGACUGGAGAGAUCCUGCACCCUUCUUGGGCCAUCCUCGCCAAUUAUGGUGUUGCAUCAUCGACUUUCUCAACAGCGAAAGCAUCACGUCAUUAGCUCUCUGCAACAGAGAGCUGUACGAGAGUCUCAUACUAGCAAUGUCCCUACGUGUUUGCCGGAACGAACAUGCAGGAUGAAGCAACCCUCUCAGCACCGGGCGCGUCGGAAUCUUUUCCAACUACUAGAAAGGGAUCACGAUAUUUUUUCGGCAUAUUUACUCCUCUUAAUCGUGAGAACAAUGAUCCUGCCACUGUUGAGUGUAAAGCCAGAGAAGAAUGUGAGAAUCAAAAGUACUGCUACGGCGACUGGAAGAUCAAGAACGAACUCAUAUCAAGCCAUGAACGUUCGCGUCGAGAGGAACAACGCCGCAGUACCUCCCGCUACAUGUAUGAACAGAAAGGCUACUACACUACGGAACAGCCACGAGACACGGACCGGAUAUCAAGCUGGGUUAUUGGAUGGAAAGAAUUUGGGCGGAAGAGCUGGGCGGUGACGAUGUACUGGGUGGUUGUCGGGGACUGUGUUCCAGGAUCCAUUCGUUGGGAGACAAUAAACACACAACAAGUUGUCCUUUAUACACCCCCGUUCCUUCCUAUCGGUGAAAUAAGAAGCGCUGUAACCAAGACAACGAAAUAUGGAAGACUUAUGAGGGGGAGGACAUUUUCGACCCAGUGUCUCUCCUGACUAAAGAAAACAAGAGGUUGCUGCUGUCGAAGUCCCCUUCUCCUCAAAACGAGGUCACAAGAUAAUACUGCAAUUGGUCGUGUCAUGGUGCAAUAUCUUCUUCAGGUAGUUUUUCUUAGGCAUUGCUCCAUAGAACCAUAAAGAAGAUAUUUUCCAUUUGCAAUAUAUUCAAGUAGUUUUCACAAAAUACCUGUCUACCUUUUUCAUCAUGGAAACAUAACUUCAUCCAGC